Dreissena polymorpha is the source of this 2042-nucleotide messenger RNA. Its product is annotated as ARL14 effector protein-like. The record is from RefSeq and is a predicted model, not a curated record. The coding region runs from base 188 to 784 and encodes 198 amino acids. Gene Ontology annotation, cellular component: intracellular membrane-bounded organelle. The transcript is spliced from 4 exons. Lineage: Eukaryota; Metazoa; Mollusca; Bivalvia; Myida; Dreissenidae.
GCCAAAAAUCACGUGACUGACAUUUCCGGUUCCUGUCGGUAGACAACAUUUCUUCAUAUAAUCUUAUUUGAAGUUAUUCGCCCUUAUCAUUAGCCUUUAAAGCUUUAGCAUACAUGACGAAGAUGAAGUAUUCAACUUAAAUAAUCUGGCUUGUAUUUCCCCUUAAACGUUUAGGGUAAUAUCUUGUAUGAGAGCGGUAACCAGAAAACCUACCAAAAUGUCAACACACAAAAGCUCAGCCUCGGGUGAUGAUGCUGAUGAUGUUAUGAUCAUCGAUGACGAUUCGGAUGAUGACAAUACGGUUUCCAAUUACUUGUCAAACGUGAAGUCAUUGAAUGCUAUGAAGGCCCAUAGAGAUUCACAAAAUGCACGUGUAUUGGCAGAGUUGGAUAAAAUCAACAAACUUGACAUCAGUGACGAGGAAAAGACAAAGCAGGCUAAGCAGCUUAGAAUGCUGAACUUUGUUAAUCCGGGGAAGUUCAUGGAUGAUUUUGAUCCUGAAAGAAGUGCAAGAGAGCUAAAGAAAAUGAACAGGAGAUUAAAUAAGGAUAAAACGGCAAAGAAGAACCAGAUGUACAAUGACAAGGGUUUAUUGGUUGCUAAUGGCAGGGAUUUGUGUGACUGCCUAGAAGUGGACUGCAUAGGCUGCCAUUUUCCAUGCCCAAAAUGCAAAUCAGAAAAAUGUGGUGGUGACUGUAGGUGUAACCGGAAGUGGGUGUAUGAAAAAGUUGAGAGUGAGGGCACUGGGACUACUUUUAACUGGCCUCCAGAGGCAAUGACCUGAUGUGGUUUGGUUGAAUGGAACCUGUGUGUUUGGAAAUGAUAAAAUAUAUGAUAGUGUGAUCAUGUGUUAUGUGGAUGUACAGCACAAGACAAAUUGUCAGACUCAAACUGGAUGUAUCUUGAAUAUUCCUAUUCUUUGAGUGGCUACAAAUGUGUACUGGUACAAAUGUGAAAAUCAAGCUUAACGCAUGUGUGUAAUUUGAGUCCCAAAUUAGCCUGUGCAGUUGUAACAGUCUAAUCAGGGAAACACUUAACGCUUUUAUGGAAAUUUUUGUUAAAAAAUGUACUUCUACUAAUAAUCCAAUCUUAGCGGAAUAUGUUGUCCCUUAUUGCACUUUGUAACCUAGGACGCUAAAGAACACUCGGGCAUACAAUAUGCAAAAACCAUAUGCAGGCAUAUUUUUGUUGUGCAAUAUAACAGCAGCUCUUCUAUACUUAUUUCUUGUUUAAACCAAACAUAGCUAUUGAGUUGUUUGUAAUACUUGUAAUAGCUGAAUGUUAAUUAUUCAAAGUAACUGAAUAACAUAAUCCUUGGAUUGAAAUAGCCGAAGCCCCAGUUAACCCAUUUGCAUGCUGGGAAAUUUUUCGUCUGCUAAAAUGUUGUCUGCUAAAUUUUCAAAAUUAGCCAUUUCUUCGAUUUUUUUCUUCAAAGAAUACUAUCAGAAUAGCAAACAGUUUGGAUCCUGAUGAGACGCCAUGUUCUGUGGCGUCUCAUCUGGGUCCAAACUGUUUGUUAAGGCCUUCAAAUUUCGGUUCCAGCACUGAAAGAGUUAAAAACUACUGGUACUUUUACUGUUAAAUCCAUCUCGAUUGUUAUAAAAUCUUGAUAUUCUUUAAAGACUAAAAUAGUUGUACAGUUUUUAAAUCAAGAUUCUUAAGAUUUCUGUUCAUACUAGUGUCACUUCAUGGCAGCUGUCAAUGUCUAUACUCGGUGUCUUCCAACUGAUGGAGUGGAGAUUCGCAUUUGUUACAUUCUCUUGUUCUAUGGCUAUCAAAAUACUUGACAAUCUGAAACACAAUUUCAGGUCUUAAGGUUCUAGUUCACAAACAAAAGUGUUUUAAGUCAAGUAUGAACAUUAAGUCAUGCCUAUUUAAAUAAACAAAAAAUGUUAAGUAGAUUGGCUAGAUUCUAUGAUUCCAAUCAUUCAGACAAAAAAGUCUUGACAUUGGUGAAAAUAAAGAACAUUUUUGUAUUGUAAAAUUAAUGAUUGAGAGAUCAAUAAGAGUGCAAUAAAUUUGUGAUUAAUAAACAACACUUG